This is a messenger RNA of Cornus florida, 1535 nucleotides long. RefSeq names its product protein MAEA homolog. The coding region runs from base 49 to 1293 and encodes 414 amino acids. Gene Ontology annotation, cellular component: nucleus; GID complex; cytoplasm. Lineage: Eukaryota; Viridiplantae; Streptophyta; Magnoliopsida; Cornales; Cornaceae. The transcript has 7 exons. The record is from RefSeq and is a predicted model, not a curated record. Gene Ontology annotation, molecular function: protein binding; ubiquitin protein ligase activity. Gene Ontology annotation, biological process: proteasome-mediated ubiquitin-dependent protein catabolic process.
AAUUCUUUCCCCUCUCUCUCUCGAUCUAAUUCCUUUCUUUAUACCGCGAUGGAAAUGGAAACGCUUCCCAACGGCAACUCCGCCACCGCCACCGUCACAGACGCGGCUGCCGCCUCCGCCACCAUGACAGCUCCGCCGUCGAAGCUGAAUCAGUUGGCGGAGUUUCUGAAACUGGAACACCAGUUCUUGAGAGUCCCCUUCGAGCAUUACAAGAAGACGAUCCGCGCCAACCACCGUAUCGUCGAGAAGGAGAUGUCUGUUGUCAUCUCCGGCGUGGCGGACGUCGCCGGCGGCGAUUUGUCCCGAGACGUUGCCGUUCAGCACCUCAAUUCACUCGUCUUCAGGUUACAAGGUCUCAAGAGGAAGUUGGAAGAAGGGAGUCGUACAGAACACUUACAAGCACAGAGGUGCCGGGCUCGCCUGGAUCACUUGGAAUCAGCAGAUGCAGAGAAUCUAUCAGAAUGGAGCAACACACGCUUAAAGCGGAUUCUUGUGGACUACAUGUUGCGAAUGUCUUAUUAUGAUACUGCAAUGAAGCUGGCCGAAAGCAGCAAUAUAAAGGAAUUUGUUGAUAUUGAUGUAUUUCUUGAAGCGAAAAAGGUGAUUGAUGCUCUUCAGAACAAAGAGGUAGCUCCAGCCCUUGCUUGGUGCGCUGAGAACAAGUCCAGGUUGAAGAAGUCUAAGAGCAAAUUCGAAUUUCAGUUGAGACUUCAAGAGUUCAUAGAGUUGGUACGAGCUGAAAACAAUAUGCGAGCUAUCACAUAUGCUAGGAAGUACCUUGCCCCAUGGGGAGCUACCCAUUUGAAAGAACUGCAGCGGGUCAUGGCUACACUGGCUUUUAAGAGUAGUACUGAAUGUGCAACAUACAAGGUUUUAUUUGAACCAAGGCAAUGGGAUUACCUAGUGGACCAAUUUAAACAGGAAUUUUGCAGGCUGUAUGGCAUGACCCUUGAGCCUUUGCUGAAUAUAUAUCUGCAAGCGGGCUUGUCUGCUUUGAAAACUCCGUUCUGUUAUGAGGAUGAUUGUAGCAAGGAGGAUCCUCUGUCACAAGAGAGCUUCCGCAAAUUGGCAUUGCCAUUACCAUUUUCCAAGCAGCAUCAUUCAAAGCUCGUUUGCUACAUAACUAAAGAGUUAAUGGACACAGAGAACCCCCCGCUAGUGUUGCCAAAUGGCUAUGUCUACAGCACCAAGGCUCUUGAAGAAAUGGCAAAGAAGAACAAUGGCAAAAUCACCUGUCCAAGGACAGGUUCCGUGUUCAACUAUUCAGAAGUGAUCAAGGCAUAUAUUUCAUAAGUCAGAUAUUCAGGACUGAUCAGAGUUCUAUGCUGAGGGAGGUUGGAUCUGCUGGAGUUUCUUGUUAAACAUGCCGAUUCCUGGGGUAAUUUCUUCACACCCAUCACAUAGUUCUAGGAUUGAAGACUACCGCAUGUACAUAUGCAAAUUGUUCUUUUCAAGUGUUCUGUACUUAUUGUUUGUCAUCUAAACAUUAAAAUAAAAUAAAAAUAGAAAAUGUUUGAUGUCGUCGUCCUAUAGAA